CAUAUGAUUGGCAUCACCAAAGAUACACUAUAACAUAAGCCAAAUGCUUACCCAUUAAAUUAAGUAGUUUGAAUACAUAAAUUCAAGAUACCAUUGUCUUUAACUAUUCAUUAAAGUUUUGUUUACUUCCAUCAUCAUUGCUUUACGAUUUCUCUCCUUUCACAGGACAGCUUUGGAAUUGUUUACUUGAGAGAAACGGUUAAAUUUCACAACUAUCCAACCAGAGACAUCACCAUUAAUUACUCUGUUUUUUUAACACAAGACGCAUGCUUAAAAUCAAUUGAAUACCACUACUUCCCAAAGAUAUUCAGCAACCGUCUUUUGGUUUUAUUCAUAAAACCCAACAGAAUUUUCCCAUUCUUUUAGAUCAUCUCUUCAUGUGGGUAUUCCAUGCCUAAACAGAGCAGAUAUCUGGUCGGCAGUUCGAGUCCCGUGAACAUCAUCAAGCCUGUGUUUUUUUCAUUUUUCAGCAUUAACCCAGAUAUCUGGUCGGCAGUUCGAGUCCGCGAACAUCAUCCAGCCUGUGAGCAUGUUAACCCCAGGAAGACUCUACCGUUACGUUUAAGAUAAUCUUAAAAAAUCCAAUUGAUUAAAUGCACGCCAUAUAACAAUGCCUCUGCUUUAAGAUCACUCAUAUAAAUUCACCAAAUCUCAUCCUUCACCAUUGAUUUUAUAUGCAGUUCUCUAUUUCAAGGUGUGUAUCAGAGACAAAUGGAGGAGGUAAGAGGGUUUGUAAUGGAAGAGGCAAAGAAAGCAGAUAGCCUGGCGGUCAUGUGGAGGGAAAUCCAGGGGGCCAACAACUGGGAAGGGCUGCUGGAUCCCUUCAAUCCAAUUCUGAAAAAAGAGGUUAUCAAGUAUGGAGAAUUUGCACAGCUGUGCUACGAUUAUUUUGACUGUAACGCGUAUUCCAAAAACUACGGCAAGUGUAGAUACAGUCGCAGGGAAUGGUUUCAGCAGGAAGAAGUGCCCUCCUACGGAUACGAAAUCACAAAAUACGUAUAUGCCUGCACGCAUGUACAUUUGCCCAGGUAUUUUCUGAGGUGCUUAGCCCCGGUCACAUGGAAGAGCGAGGCUACUUGGAUGGGGUUUAUUGCAGUCGUGAAGGAGAAAGAAAAGAUUGAGAGACUUGGGAGAAGAGACAUUGUGGUCGCAUGGAGAGGGAGUGAAACCUCCUUGGAAUGGGUGGAAGACCUCCACAAUUGGCUUGUCCCUGCAGGAUUUGAGGAUGAAGAAGAGGAUAAUGAAUCUAUAAUGGUGGAAAGUGGUUUUCUUAAUGUAUACACUGCUGAGAUUAAGAAUGCUAAGCAUAAUCAUAGAAGUGCUCGAGAGCUUGUGCUUACAGAGAUAAGGAGACUUCUUCAAGAACAUAAAAAUGAGGAGCUAUCCAUAACAUUAUGUGGCCAUAGUCUAGGUGCAGCCCUUGCAUUAUUGUCUGCUUAUGACAUUGGUCUCAUGGUGGCCAACUUAAAAUGCCAUAUUUCUAUAACAGUGUUUGCAUUUGGGUGCCCUAGAGUAGGGAACAAGACCUUUGUAGAUAGGAUCGAUUCCCUUAAUAUCAAGGUACUUCGUAUAGUUAAUGUUAAUGACAUGGUCACUAGGGUACCUGGUAUAAUGCUAAAUGAGAAUAUUCAAUUACUUAAUUUUCUAAAGUUUGUUUUGGAUUGGAUCCCUCUAUUUUAUUACCAUGCAGGUGUGGAGAUAUAUGUGGAUAGUGAAUCCUCUCCCUACCUUAAGCAUACUAGGAACCUUGUCUUUCAUCAUAGUUUAGAAGUAUAUUUACAUCUUUUAGAUGGAUCUAUUGGAGAAGGAAAGGCCUUUCGUUCUGCUGGAAGAGACCCUGCUCUUGUUAAUAAGUAUUGCGAUUUAUUGGUUGAUAAACUCUUCAUUCCACCCUAUUGGUGGCAGGAAGCUUAUAAAGGAUUAGUGAAGAAUGAAGAGGGGAGGUGGUCUCAAAGGAAUAGAGAAGAAGAUAGUGAUGAUGAUACUUCUCAAUGUGAUUGAAUCUUGUAAUACUAGUAAUAUUUAAUAUAGUAUAAAAAGGUUUAAAUU
This is a messenger RNA of Cryptomeria japonica (Japanese cedar), 2049 nucleotides long. RefSeq names its product phospholipase A1-Igamma1, chloroplastic. The record is from RefSeq and is a predicted model, not a curated record. Gene Ontology annotation, molecular function: glycerophospholipase activity. The coding region runs from base 712 to 2001 and encodes 429 amino acids. Gene Ontology annotation, biological process: lipid metabolic process. The transcript is spliced from 2 exons. NCBI's taxonomy places the organism in Eukaryota, Viridiplantae, Streptophyta, Pinopsida, Cupressales, Cupressaceae.